Molecule: messenger RNA, 1047 nt
Organism: Cooperia oncophora
Lineage: Eukaryota; Metazoa; Nematoda; Chromadorea; Rhabditida; Trichostrongylidae
Source: the annotation of a GenBank genome assembly
UUGCGUCUAGUACAUGCUGUUGACGUUGGAAAAGAAGGGAUAUUCACAGAUGCUCUGGCGGUGAUUUCUGCGGUUUCAUCGGUUUUACCCCUUGCAUUCUUUCAUACACUAUUGCCUUAUACUAACCGUGUCCUGAUGACACGAUUGUAUCCUUCGCUCAGUAGAAUUUUUGCUCAAAAUCGUCUACUGAGCUUAUGUUCUCGAAGUCUAGCUAAAGAGGAUGGCUCAACUGGCUCCGGAAGGCCACGAGAUGCAGCACAGGUUACAAAGUUAAUAUUAGAGCGGAAACUUGGUGAAGAUAGCGAAAACGUUCUAAAAAUUGUGCAGCGCUUCCGAAAACAGCCCCAUGAAUGGCCAAUGGAAGAGCAACCAUUUGCCAUAGUAGAGCGAAAAUUUUUGGGGAAGAUAAUGCACCCAGUCGAACUACGACCAGAAAGAGGAUUCGUCAAUAUGGUUCCUUUUGGUUUUAUGAUGAUUAGGCAUUUCUUCAGGAAAGUCCGAGCCAAAGCGAAUUAUGAACUCUUCCAAGCGACGGGCAUGUUUGACGAGACAGAAGUCCUUACAGGGACUAAGAAAGUCUUCGAAGUUAUCAGUCAACAUGCUUUCAAGGAUAAGCUGGCCGAUCUGGUAGCGAAGAAUUUCUGCGGCGAGGAUGUCGCGCGAAGAUUUGGUGCCGCAAGCUCCAGUAUGAGCACGAAGCAGCGAGAAUUACUUAAUCUCACUGAGCAAGAUGUCUACGCCAUCGCUCCAGGUGUUCUAGGUCCAUUCCAACUGAUUCGACCAAUGCAUCGGAACGGUAUUCCGCAUAUGACCUACAGUCUGCUUUGUUGUGCGUUUUACAAGAAGCAAAUGCUUUUCGAUGCGGUUAAAGAUGUGCCUCUAAUUGAAAACGGUGACAAGGCAGAAUAUUUACCUAUGCCUACUGGUUACGGGUACGCGGCUCCAAGACUGAUAUUCGCUUUCAUUACAUUUGGAAACAAAAUCCUUGGCCAGCAAAAGGUAGAAAACGAUGUGCAACUUCUCGAAUUCCAGUUUUUAGUGGUUUAA